Thyridium curvatum is the source of this 1506-nucleotide messenger RNA. RefSeq lists its product as uncharacterized. The transcript has a single exon. The record is from RefSeq and is a predicted model, not a curated record. The coding region runs from base 1 to 1506 and encodes 501 amino acids. NCBI's taxonomy places the organism in Eukaryota, Fungi, Ascomycota, Sordariomycetes, Thyridiales, Thyridiaceae.
AUGGAUUAUCUCAACGCAUCUGUGGGCCCGGCCAAUAUGGAACUCCUCCAUGGGUGCUGCCGCGAGGCUCAACAAGCUGAUUUUGUGGCCUUUGGUCUUCAGGGCCUGCAGAGCUCAUUAUCGGAGCCAUUGCGGCCCAUGAUGGUGACCCUUUUGGAAGAGAUCAGAAGAUCGGGACGGCUCCUGCGUGACUUGGCGGACAAGGCUCAGCUACAUGUCUCGAGGGUGCCCGUCAUGCUGAAUUAUCUGAACAUCAUCAUGCCAUGCUUCUCCAAAAGCCUGAAGGAUAUCACGUCUUACUACGAGAACAAGGCUAUAUCGAGGGAGAACCGCUGGCGGAAGAUGUACCAUGAGAUGGGCAAGGAGGCAUCGAAUCUCCCGCUCCCCCAGCGCUUCAUGCUCUACAACCACUUCCUCGAUCAGCUCGGACAUCUGCUGGCACGCUCGCCAGACUUUGACCCAAACACCCUCGAGCUCCUCCAGACCCAGAUCCUGAAACUUCGAGACAAGCGCGGCAUCCCCCCACCAGCGGCCCAAUCGAGCCUCGUCGUGAUCCCGCCAACCAGCCUCGUCCUCCCCUACACCCCGGAGCGCCCUAUCCACUGGGCUGAGGACAUCUUCUCGCGGCCCCUGGCGUCGCGCACGCCGCUCAAGCACCUGAAGCCCUCCGAGACCUUCCGGCCCUUCUCGGCCGUGGGCGAGCUGCACAUGCCGCGCAACCUGCAGACGCUCUUCAAGCGGCCCUUUGACAACGACCGCAUCUCGGUCACCGUCUUCCUCGACACGAGCGACAACUCAGCCUACCUGUUUGCGCGCUCGCUGCACUUUGGCACGCCCUGGUUCUCGCUCAAGGGCGCGCACGAGCUGUGCAUCUCGCGCGAGAGCGCGGCGCUGGUGCUCAAGCGCUGGUCCGCGAGCAUGCAGCGCUCGACGCCCUGGGCCGUGCUCUACUUUUUGACGUGGGAGGAGAUGGUGCUCUUCCACUGCGCCUUCGUGGCGCUCAAGCGCAACUCGGCGCGCAGCUUCGACCUGCACCCGGACGAGUUCCGGCUCGAGGGCGAGCGGCGGCUGUUCCAGGCGCGCAUCAACGACGACGGCUACGAGCACUCGCUCAUCGUGUACCGCGACGCCGAGACCCGGGGCCUGCGCCUGCACGCGGCCGUCUGGGACGGCGACCUGCGCCGGUGCCCCGUCUGGACGGCCUUUGUCACGCACCAGAGCCAGAGGAGCCAUCCGGCGUGGCUGUCCCGCAGGGGCCGGCGCCGCGUGCUCCUGUCGGACGUGCAGCUGUACGUCUUCUGCGCCGACUACCGCCAGGAGACGAUGCGGCGGCACAGCAGCAAGGGCGGCGGCGGCGGCGGCGCGUUCGAGCUCAACUUCCAGAGCGAGGAGGCGGCCGCGCGGUUCAAGGAGGUGUUUGACCCGUUUAUGUCGGUGGCCUCGAGCGAGGCUACGGGCGCGGAAGGUGGAGGUGGCGGCGGCGGCGGCGAGGGUGGAGGAGGGUGA